Molecule: messenger RNA, 2628 nt
Organism: Acanthochromis polyacanthus (spiny chromis)
Lineage: Eukaryota; Metazoa; Chordata; Actinopteri; Pomacentridae
Product: perforin-1-like
Exons: 2
Coding region: 550-2262 (570 amino acids)
Source: RefSeq, a predicted model, not a curated record
CUUGUGAUGACAAGAUUUAAAUUGUUAUUGCACAAAUCUCAUGAUAGAAAAAUGUGUUUAAAGGUGGGAUGCAUCUGCAAACCUGAUCAUUUUUUCACAUUUACAUUCUUCAGAAAAGAAAAUUCUUAGGAGUUCAAGCAUAUAAUUUUCAACCAGCUGCUGUAAUGUGUUAAGGUGUCACCGCACAACAACAGUUUCUCAUGUGGCCAUUUAAUACUGUGAAGGUGGGUAAAAAAUGACGCAUCCUGUCAUUUUGGCAGGUGUUAGAAAAGUGGUUAAAUGGAGAUGGUUGAGCAUCAGAUCUGUGAGAAUCGCAUUCUCAAUCAAAGCUCCACCCACAAAUCAAUACUAUAAAAUUGGUCAGGUAUUGGAAGCCACUGACCAGAGCUUGCUGCCGACAGCCAAGGUUAGUCCUCUCAGUCCUCCUGUGUGUGCAACAGAUACUCUCAUUUAGAGUUCAUAUAAAAUUCUUCCUAGUCCUCACUGUAUGUUUAAAGUUUGUGUUGGCGGACUUUGUGUUUUUGUUCACUGUUUGACUCUUUCCUACAGAUGGCAAGGCUGUGGCAUCUCCUGCUCCUGUGCUGGACAUUCAGUCCUCUCUGUCUUACAUCCAGGUCAGGCUUCACUGGGACACCACAGCAGUGCAAACAGGCUGACUUUGUCCCCGGUUACAACCUUGGGGGAGAAGGUCUUGACAUCGUCACCAUGGAGAGGAAAGCUGCCUAUGUCAUCGACACCGAAACCUGGAACCUCGGCAAUGGCACCUGCAGGCUGUACCCAAACAGCUACAUGAACAGGAAGAACCAGAAAGUCCCGGUUUCUGUUGUGGACUGGAGAAGUUUGUCCAAGUGCAACCUGAAGGUCUCGAGCAUAGUCUACGAUUCUGCUGAAACCCUUGUUAAUGAUUCCACAUCAUCCGUGUCCAAUGACUGGAAGGUCGGCCUCGACAUCCCGGUAGACCCUUCAGUCAAGAUUGGGGUUGGUCUUGGAGGUUCCCACUCCAGAGCAGCAGAAUUUGCCAUGAAAAAGUCAAAAAAAGACCGCUACAACUUCUUUCGCCAUUCCAUCUACUGCAGCUUCUACAGCUACAGGCUGGUAACAAAUCCUCCUCUGAGUCAUGACUUUCAAUCAGCUGUGAACUCUCUUCCCCCCUACUCCUUUAAAACUGGGGUCUCCUAUCGUAACCUGAUUGACACUUAUGGUACACAUUACAUUACACAAGUGUUGCUAGGAGGAGAAAUCAAAGCAUUCACUUCUGUCAGGACCUGUGAGGCAACUAUGAACGGAAUGACGGCGACAGAAGUCAGUGACUGUUUGUCAGUCGAGGCCUCAGCGACCUUUGCACAGUCUGCGAGUAUUGAAGCCAUGACAAAACACUGUGAGGCAGAGAAGAAGAAGCUUGGCUCUGGUCAAAGAUUUAGCAGUGUAUUUAAUGAGCGUGAGACAGAGGUGACUGGAGGAAACAUCGAUGGAGCCGAUGUCCUCUUUCAAGGCCAAUCCAACCCCUCUGUCUAUAACAGCUGGCUGAACUCACUGAAAACCGCACCCGAUGUCGUCCGAUACAACCUAAAGCCUCUGCACACCAUCCUGCCAAGCGGUCAUCCUGCCAGCGCUGGGCUGAAGCGAGAGGUGGAGCAGUACAUCAAGAACAAUGCCGUAGUGAAAAAAUGUUCUGAGUCCUGUCUGAUUGGGCACAGAUCCAGCAAGAGGGAUCCUUGUGCUUGUGUCUGCAACAGUAACCAGAAUGUCAAGUCAAACUGUUGUCCUGCUGGGAAAGGUCUCGCAACACUGAAAGUAUUCAGGCUUUAUGCUCAGGGUCUGUAUGGUGACAAGUGGACUCAGACAGAUGGUUCAGUGGAGGUUAAUUAUGAUGGUCAGACAAAGCGCACAGUCAUCAUUAGUAACAACGACAACCCUGCAUGGUCAGAAAAGUUUGAAUUUGGACAGAUCAAAAUUAACAUGAUGAACAAACUCACAUUCAGGGUUUAUGAUGAGGACACUUACUGGAACAGCGAUCUGAUUGGUAGCUGUUCAUUCGAUCUCCGCAGUGGGAAGGUGACAGACAGCUGCAUGUUUAACCAUGGCACCUUCUUCUUUUCCUACGUAGUCGAGUGUGCACCAAACCUUAGUGGACACCAGUGUCAAGAGUACAGCCCUUCACCCAUGAGUCCAUCUUUGGCUGAGGUCUUCCACACCAGAAACGGGAUUCUUGCUGGAAAGUCAGGCAUGAAUUCCACUGCAUCAGUCAGUCAGGCAGGUUGAGGAGAGCUGGUGCUGAUUAGAGAUGAGAGGAGAAGAGAAUAAGAGUUUUUUGCUUGUAGUUUGUUGAAUUCUUUCUUUCAAUAAUCACACAUCCUUUCAGAAAGUCUCAAAAUGAAUCCAUUUAUGUGCUCACAAGAACCUAUAAUCCACUUUUUUAUGUUUCUUUCCUCUUUACUCUGAUAUCUAGCAGCAAUAAAGCAUCCACAAAGACAAUAAAUGUGUCAGUGAGAUUUUUGUUCAUGUUUGUGGUUUAACUGUCUCGUAUAUGAAGGAACUGAAACCAUUUUGUAACUUUUAUCCUGUCUACCUCUUAUAUUAGGUGCUCUAUCAGGAUUUUCAUUCAUUAAAACUGAACUGGAUGUUUGU